Molecule: messenger RNA, 1824 nt
Organism: Physella acuta
Lineage: Eukaryota; Metazoa; Mollusca; Gastropoda; Physidae
Molecular function (GO): GTP binding
Source: RefSeq, a predicted model, not a curated record
UAAAAACGUGUUCAUUUUAUGUUCGAAGGUUAUAAGGUUAUAAGUGAAUUUGGUUAAUAUAUCACCAACUGGCGAAUUCUGAUAUUUGAAAUGGCUUCUGAUCGUCUUAUUGAUAUUGAUGUAAUAAUUUUUGGAAAAACUGGUAAUGGUAAAAGUUCAACAGGCAAUGCCAUUUUAGGGGAAAAAGGAUUUGAAGCUAGUGAUAGUGCAAAACCUCAUACGCUGGCUUCAGCCUACAAGAUCGUCAUCCACGGAAAUAAGAGAAUCAAAAUCGCAGACACACCAGGACUACAGAAUAGAAAUACUGCGGAGGAGAUAGAAAACAUAUCCGAACAACUCCCUAUGGCAAUGAGCUUUUUCCCUAACGGUAUACACGUAAUGCUUCUUGUCGUUAAGUAUGGAAAUCGCUUUACAGAAGAAGAAAUAAAUACAGUUGAGAUUUUGAAAGCUUGCUUUGGUGAAGAUUUUUUAAGAGAUCGCGUCAUAAUAGUAGUAACGUUUGGCGAUAACUUUGAUACGGAACACGAAGAGGACAAUCUUUCAUUCGACUCGUGGUGGAGGCAACCAAGUGGUGAAUUCAAAAAAUUAAUAGAUGAAUGCAAUGAGAGAAUCGUCCUGUUUUAUAACAAUGGGAGACAAUAUCAGGACAAGAGAGAACAAGCUGUUGCAAAGCUUUUGGAAAUGAUUACAAAUUUGAUGGUAAAAAGUGAGAACAUACGAUACACUAAUGAUGACUUCACAAAAUGCUUUUUGGAAAGAAAACGGCUUCUUUUGGAGCUUAAGCUGCCUCAGCUCUGCAUGAUGUUUCGAGAUAAAAUAAUAGAAUUAGAAGGAAAAAUAAAAAUACAUUACAAAGAAAACACAAUGAGUAAAGAAGAACAAACUGAACUUAUAGACCAGUGCGCAGAAUUGUUAAAAGAAAUACACGAGGAAUCUAAAGGUACUGAUUCAUUUGAUGAUUUUAAAAAAAAAGUCGAAGAACUACACAAGGAAAUAAAAAAAAUAGACACAAAAAAUCCCAUCAGAGAACAACUGACACAAUCAGUGAACAUUAUGCAAAAUUUAAUCAACCCACCCGUUUCGUUUGCCAACGUUAUGAGAAUAAUUGCUGGCGUGUCGAUAGCUUCAGCAUUCGGUGCAGCUGCAGUUGCUUUUUUUAGUCCCGCCAUCGUGCUAGGUGCAGUCGGUGUUGCUGUUGCUGAUACAGUGAUGGCUGCAGGUACUGCUGGUAUAGCUACUGCAGCGCUAUCAGCAGUAGGUGCAGCUGGAGUUACGGCUGUUGCGGGAAUGACAGCAUUAGGUUUGACAUCAGGAAGGGCGGGUAAAACCACAGACAACAAUACAAGGGAAGAGGAAACAGAUUCUAUUACAGCUCAAGAUGCCAUUGAAGACAACAAGAAACAGCUGUAAGACUCUUUAUUCUGCAAAUCACAUGUUUCUAAUAAAGAAUUAAGAUUCUUUUUUUUUAAAAUCCAGACAGGAAGUAUUUUGUUAAUUCAUUUCAUUUUUACUAGAUACACAUAUUUUUUUUUAAGUUAACAUAAACACAUGUUUUGAUUUUAAUACAUUUGCUUUCUUCCAUCUAUAAUAACUAUUUUCCUUUUUGAACAUCUGUAAUGCUACUUUUAUUUUGUAACUGUCUAAAUUGCUUAAUAAAUUUAGAAGGGAAACAAUGUAGCAGAACAUUUUUUAAAACAGGCUUAGCGUGCACUUUGAAAAUGUAUAUUUUCUUCAUUAAUUUUUUUCUUACAUUAGUCCAGUAAUCACUUUGAAUAGAUUUAAGUUGUUUCAUAUUAUUUAAAAAAAGAAUCAAGAUCAAUAAAG